Ceratitis capitata (Mediterranean fruit fly) is the source of this 4278-nucleotide messenger RNA. RefSeq names its product SCY1-like protein 2 (gene bma). The record is from RefSeq and is a predicted model, not a curated record. Gene Ontology annotation, molecular function: ATP binding; protein kinase activity. The transcript has 19 exons. The coding region runs from base 1082 to 3616 and encodes 844 amino acids. Lineage: Eukaryota; Metazoa; Arthropoda; Insecta; Diptera; Tephritidae. Gene Ontology annotation, biological process: protein phosphorylation.
AAUAGCGCAACGUUGGAAACAGCUCAAGCAGCAUAUUCUCAACCAGCCGCAACAUAGGGCGGCACAACAAGACGCGCAGCCUCAGCCGCUGCAGCAGCAAACCCAACCAGCACAACAACAGCAGCAGCAGCAGCAGCAGCAGCAGAAAAAACCACAAACGCCUACUAAAAGCCAGGCCCAACAAGCGCUAGAUCAGUCAGCCCCUCCCCAGCAACAACAACAGCUGAAGCAGUUGCCCUCAGUACCACCCACAGCUGGCGUACUAGGUGCCACUGUAAAAUCAACAACAGAGACUACAGCGACAGCAAACGUUACAGCGGCAUUCCAACCUAUUAACCCCCCUACGCUUCCCGAACCUCAUCCAACAACAACCACCAUAACAGCCACAAUAACAACGGCAACAACGGCGGCCAGAGUUUUCUCACGUUACGAUAGUAUCGAGGAGCUGCAGCAGCGGACGAGCCGAAGUGGAAGCGCAAUCGGAAUAACGCCAGGGAUUGCGGCACAAGGUGCACAAGGAGCGCGUGGUAGUAUAGCAGUCGGGGCUGGCAUUGGCGCAGGGGGCUUAUAUGCAGCCACAGGAGCACGUUUACCAGUAGCAGGUGGUGGCAGUGGCGUACGUGGUGCGGCAGGUUCGCGUAGUGGAAGUAUAGCGCCGGGCUUAGAUGGUCACCGCACUGUGUUGAGUCCCAGUGGUGGCGUAGCGAGCGGACAACAGGGUCUUAGCAGGGGUAGUGUGAAUGGUUAUGCAACGACGACUGGUGUUGGUGGCAGUGGCGGCGGUGGUGGAACGCAAUUGAUAGGUGGUGCGGGUGCAACAGCAAGAGGACGUCUCUCAAUCAGCUCACCAUCUGGACAGACAGCGCAGGCAGCACAAGCAGCACAAGGAGGCUUACCGGGUGUAAAUGACUAUUCUGGUUCGGGACUUCUAGUGAUAGGCGGCAGUGGUGGUGUGGGUGUUACUGGCAGUAGUGCAAGUGUCGGCCAAGGUAUUCCAGGUGGUGGCAUUGGUCCAGGUGGCGCUGGUAUUCCUAAACGUCAGGGCAGUUUCUCGAAUGUUUUCUCGAAAUUAAUCGACGGUAUGCCCGCCAGUACAAUGUUCUCCAAGUUCAAGAGUACCAAUACGGCGUCCACAUCCCUGCAAAAUGUCACCGAUGCGAAUCCGAUUAGCCAGUAUUUUGAGAUUGGCAAGCAAGUGGCUUGUGCGGGUCCUGAGCUGGUGUGGCGGAUACACGAUGGCUACCGCAAGAGUGAUGGCAGGGAAUGUUCUAUAUUCGUUUUCGAGAAGAAAAUUGCAGAGAAACUACACAAACCGAGACGCAAGGAGACUGUGACGGAGCUGCUAAAGAAUUCUGUGAAGACAAUGGAAAGAUUUCGACAUCCCAAGAUUCUGCAAGUUAUGCACACGGUGGAGGAAUCAACGGAUACUUUGGCUUUCGCUGCUGAGCCUAUCUUCGCAAGUCUUUCUAAUAUUUUGGCUUUUCAUGAAUCUAAAACGUAUGAAAAUUUGGCAAUGCCUGCGAAUAGUGGGGGCACAGGUGCGCAGAGCAAUCAGCAGCAGAACUCGUCGGUGCCACAGAGACCAGCUCAUGCAAAAGAGUAUAAUUUUUUGGAUAUCGAAUUGAAAUAUGGUUUUCUACAACUCGUGGAAGCUUUAUCCUAUCUUCACUACUCGGGUCACGUGAUUCAUCGAAAUGUUUGUCCAUCGUCUAUAUUAGUAACCAAGCGAGGUACCUGGAAAUUGGCAGGCUUAGAAUUCAUAGAACGAAUGAAUGAGACUGAUGUAAAUGAGCUAGUUCCUUGCCCGCCUUGGAGUAAUAGGGUUUCAAAAAUGGCUCAACCCAAUUUAGAUUUCAUGGCUCCCGAGACUCAAUUAACUUCAAAGGGCAGCUUACUUAGUGAUAUGUUUUCACUGGGCUUGGUAAUAUGUGCGGUCUUCAAUAGUGGUCGACCGCUUAUUCAAGCUGGUAAUAUAGUUUCGAAUUAUAUGAAACAACUCGAAACGCUUGAGGAGUCUGUGCAGAAAAUGUUACCGCGUGUCCCAGUGCCACUGCAGGAGGCCACCUCUCGUCUGGUUAAUCGAGAUCCCACCGCAAGACCGACGGCGCAGUUAUUGCAACUUAUUAAGUACUUUAUCGAUCCUGCUGUAAAUGCACUUAAAUUCUUAGACGUGGUCAACAUGAAGGACACAUCGCAAAAAUCUCAUUUCUACAAAAAUACGCUAAUGGAAGCGAUGCCGCUGAUACCGAGGAAAUUGUGGUGGCAAAAUGUGUGGCCUAUGUUGCAGGCCGAAAUAAGUAACGGUGAAGUAUUGGCAGCUGUCCUACAACCGGUGAUUACACUCAUACAAGAAGCAUCGCCGAGUGAGUAUGAGUCGAUUAUGGCGCCGACAAUGAAAGUAAUCUUAAGUUCUCCAAAAUCCAUCCAGGCUACUGUAACUUUACUUGAAAAUUUACAUCUCAUCAUAGAGAAGACCGCACCCGGCGAUGUCACCACAGACAUAAUUCCAAUGUUAUUCUUUUCUUUCGAAAGUUCAACAAUACAAGUGCAGAGUGCUGCUGUUGUCGCCGUUACAAAUGUUUUUGACAAUAUUGAAGAUGUUUCCAUCAAACGUAUGGUGAUACCAAAGGUGAAGUCAGUUUUUGAAAAAAAUUUAGCAGAUCCGAAAAUUGUGCAAAACGUGCUCAUCUGCAUAGAAAGACUCAUGGAUAAAUUGGAACGAGCUCAGGUUAUGGAGGAGGUACUGCAGCUGCUUGGAGAUGUUCGCAUACCAGAACCAGACAUUGUUAUGCGUACAGUGCAUAUUUAUCAUAAAAUGGUUGUCGAUAAAUCAUAUGGUCUGACAGUGGAGACAAUGGCGACGCAUGUACUGCCACUAUUAAUUCCGCAUACCGUUAAUCCGGGUUUGAAUCUGGAACAGUAUUGUAUGUUAGUCGAGGUGCUGCAAGAGAUGCUCGAACAAAUUGACCGUCAACAGCGUAAUAAAUUGAGACUGGACAAUCUGUCAAUACCAUCACCCGAACGUCACCGCCCAUUGCGACAUCAAUUCUCAUCGGAUAACAUGAAUGCGCCACCAUUCAAUAUACCCAAUUUGCGUAUCGAUCAGCGGAAAACAUCUAGUGCUGAGGAUAUGGCACGAAAGAAUUCCGGAGUUCGCUUAUUUACAGGUUCAGGUAUGCUGGGUGGCUGGUGGUUCGGUUGUUCGCCAUCAUCGCCCGAUAGUAAUUUCCUGCGCGUAGCUAAUGCAUUCCCCAACCGGCGACUGUCGGACAACACUUUGAUGACACCGAAAAUCCGCAUUGCACCAUCGUGCGCCUCAUCGCCGGGCGGCACACCGGGUAGUGGACUGCCAACACGUCGACACUCGAGCAUAGGACCGCAGGAACGCCGUGGCUCGACAAUCAAUCUGUCACCGCCUACUCUUGCACGGAGCAUGAUCGGUGGAUCAAUGCCGAAUACAUCGAGCAGCGUACCAUUUUUAUUAUCGUCCAGCAUGCAAUCGAUCCGUUCCAGACGUACAUCAACCGUACUCUCAUCGGGACCCCUGGGAUCUGGCUCUGGUUUACUACAACAACUUGGCACCGGAAUGUACCAGCUAUUCUCCGGUCGAAAUUAAGCAAAAUUUUUCACAAAUCCAAGCUAUUGAAAUCAUUUUUCGCUCAUCUUGCAUACGUUAGAAACCAAAAAAAAAAAAAGAAAAAUAGAUUUCCAACUGCAAAACAUUACAGCGUGUGCAUGAAAGAAACUGCAAAAAGGGAGUUCAUGAAUAAAAGUCACGAAAACCUAGUUUUGUUCCGAAAGGAAAUUGAAAUAAAUAUUAUUGCCCACUAAAGGGACUACGGGAAUUAAUUUACAACCUUUUACUACGUACUAGUGCAUAGUAGAUUCAUUUUCACUAUUAAAAUACUAUUUAAGCAUAUACAUAUAAAUUUAUUUAAAACAUUUAGCAAUAUGCAAAAAUUGGACAGACUAUCUCACAAUAAGGUGCACCUUGUGUUUAACGCAACGGUGUCAAAUAUUAAACUAGUUUACAUACAUAGACACAUACAACACAGCGUGGACGCUGUAAAAUACCUAGUACUUAUCUUACCUAUAAUCCUCCAUUUGCAAAUGCAAUCAUUUUCAAAAAAAAAAAAAAUCUAAACUUAGUAGUUAAUAAUAUGUACGUAUGUAUCCACAAAUAAUGUAUUGUACUAGAAAAGAUUGGAAUAGAAGUGAAUUUAGACAUUCUCUCUAACUUUAUAUACUCGUAUCUAAUAUACACCAAUUUCACAAAAU